Molecule: messenger RNA, 450 nt
Organism: Helobdella robusta
Lineage: Eukaryota; Metazoa; Annelida; Clitellata; Rhynchobdellida; Glossiphoniidae
Exons: 1
Source: RefSeq, a predicted model, not a curated record
AUGCCAGGUCCUCGUGGACCUCCUGGGCCAGAUGGACCUCCCGGUUUUACAGGAAUAACUGGACAAACAGGGUUUGCGGGAUACGACGGACUUUCCGGGUCUACAGGAGCAACAGGUCCAAUGGGUUAUACUGGAAAUCCAGGUGCUCAAGGUCCUACAGGGGUUUCUGGAUUACCAGGGAGUACAGGUUUUUUCGGUGCAACAGGUGCUACGGGUGAUUUUGGUGCUACAGGAAUACUUGGUACCACAGGGAUAGAUGGACAACCAGGGCAACAGGGAGCUCAAGGUCCACAAGGGGACACAGGUCAGCCUGGUUUCACUGGUUCUACUGGAUUGACUGGAAUACCAGGAUUGUCUGGAAAUCCAGGUUCAACAGGUAAUCCAGGUAUGCCAGGUUUUCCAGGAGCCACAGGACCAACUGGAUUUCCAGGUAAUGGAGGAAUUUUGGGC